AUCCUAUAAAUUUAAUAAGCUUACAGCCUCUAUUCACAUCCCAAGCAUCUCUUUCUCCAUCUCAAGCUGAAAUGGCAACUCUUACAAGAAAAAACUUGGCAAUCAUUGUUUUAGCAGGAAUUUUCGCUGGUGUCCUACCAGCUUACGUAGUGGCUCAAAACUGUGGCUGUGCAGCAAAUGAGUGCUGUAGCAGAUGGGGUUUCUGUGGCACCACCGAAGAAUAUUGUGGCACUGGGUGCCAAGAAGGUCCUUGCAUUGCUCCUCCUCCUACAAAUGAUGUCUCAGUGCCUGAUAUCGUGACAACAGAAUUUUUCAAUGGAAUAAUUGAUCAGGCUGAGGAUAGUUGUGUGGGAAAGAGCUUCUACUCUCGAGAGGUGUUUCUUGAUGCUCUGAGCUCGUAUCCUAGGUUCGGCAGGGUUGGGUCAGUUGAUGAUUCCAAGCGUGAGAUCGCAGCUUUCUUUGCACAUGUCACCCAUGAGACUGGACACUUUUGCUACAUAGAAGAGAUAAAUGGUGCUUCCAGGGACUACUGUGACGAGGACAACACACAAUAUCCAUGUAAUCCUGACAAAGGAUACUAUGGCCGCGGACCAAUUCAACUAUCAUGGAACUUCAACUAUGGACCAGCGGGAGAAAGCAUUGGGUUCGACGGAUUGAACUCUCCCGAAACUGUAGCCAAUGAUCCAUUGAUUUCAUUUAAGACUGCUCUCUGGUAUUGGAUGAACAGUGUCCAACCCGUCAUAAGCCAAGGGUUUGGGGCGACGAUUCGAGCCAUUAAUGGUGCUCUUGAAUGCGAUGGUGGAAACCCUGCUACCGUUCAAGCCCGCGUAGGGUAUUAUACUGAUUAUUGCAGCCAACUUGGCGUUGCCCCAGGGGAUAAUCUCACUUGUUAGGACGACUACGUCAGAAAUACAUUCAUAUUUUGCUCUUUUUUUCUUCUUUUUUUUUCAGGUAUGCAUUUUCUUUGUAAUGCUAGUUUGAUUUUGAUUUCUGUUGGGCCUAAAAGGAAAUAAAUAGUGCAAUUAAGUUUGUUAAUUAAGUGAAAUGAUAACCAAUGAACUUUUUCAAUGAAGAUAACCAAGGAGAGUAGAUUUUGCAUUAA
Hevea brasiliensis (rubber tree) is the source of this 1102-nucleotide messenger RNA. Its product is annotated as endochitinase EP3. Gene Ontology annotation, molecular function: chitinase activity; chitin binding. Gene Ontology annotation, biological process: cell wall macromolecule catabolic process; chitin catabolic process; carbohydrate metabolic process. The transcript has 2 exons. Bases 72 to 893 code for a protein of 273 amino acids. The record is from RefSeq and is a predicted model, not a curated record. Lineage: Eukaryota; Viridiplantae; Streptophyta; Magnoliopsida; Malpighiales; Euphorbiaceae.